This is a messenger RNA of Scomber japonicus (chub mackerel), 2937 nucleotides long. RefSeq names its product whirlin a (gene whrna). Gene Ontology annotation, biological process: auditory receptor cell stereocilium organization; sensory perception of sound. The transcript is spliced from 13 exons. The record is from RefSeq and is a predicted model, not a curated record. Gene Ontology annotation, molecular function: protein binding. NCBI's taxonomy places the organism in Eukaryota, Metazoa, Chordata, Actinopteri, Scombriformes, Scombridae. Bases 1 to 2937 code for a protein of 978 amino acids. Gene Ontology annotation, cellular component: stereocilia ankle link complex; photoreceptor inner segment; plasma membrane.
AUGAGCAAUACCGACCUGGAGCGCAUGUCUCUCAGCUCCUCGGCCAACUCGGUGGCCUCCAGCGCUCGGACGCUCUCGGCCAACGUGAGGAAGCUGCACAACGCGCUCAACCUCCUGCUCAACGACUUCGAGAGGGAGCAGUUCAUCCACUGCCUCAAUGUCUACCACUCCAAACGCAACGUGUACGACCUGGUUCAGACACUCAACGUUAUCCUCAACGCGCCCAGCAAGAGGCAACUUCUUCCCAUGCUGAGGCUGGUCAUCCCCCGCUCAGACCAGCUCCUCUUCGAGCAGUACACCUCGGAGGGCCUCUAUUUAAAAUCGGAUUUAGCCGCGAGUAACGGCAACGCGGAACCCCCCCCGCCGGGCGACUUCCCCAGCGCCAGCGCCAGCCCGACUCCCCCGGGACAUUUCUCGCCAAACAACCCGCCAGAGUUUCAGGUGGCUCUGCGGGGCUCGCCGGACAGUUUCAGCACCAGCAGCGAUGGGACAGCUCCACUGGUGCCUCUGCUCGGGAGGAACUUUAUCCACGAGCCGCCCGGAGAGUUGAGGCAGGUCACCAUGAAGAGGCACAAGAGCAACGAGGGCCUGGGCUUCAGCAUCCGGGGAGGCUCGGAGCACGGGGUCGGCAUCUACGUGUCCCUCGUGGAACCGGGGAGCCUUGCGGAAAAAGAGGGUCUCCGCAUCGGCGACCAGAUCAUGAAAGUCAACGACAAAGUCUUCGAGAAAGUCACUCACGCUGAAGCAGUUAAAGUGCUGAAGGGCAGUAAAAAGCUGUGUCUCUCUGUACGAUCUGUUGGCCGGAUUCCAGGCGGCUAUGUCACCAACCAUGUUUAUACCUGGGUUGACCCUCAGGGUCGGAGCGUGUCACCUCCUCCUGACCUGCCUGAGCAUCGGAGCGCCACCCUGAGAAGAACUGACAGCCAGCGACGCAGUAACAUGCAGCUACUGCAGGACGGAGAUGAGAAGAAGGUCAACUUGGUUCUGGAUGAUGGCCGGUCUCUGGGUCUAAUGAUCCGAGGGGGAGCUGAAUAUGCAUUGGGUAUUUACAUCACCGGAGUGGACCAGGGAUCAGCAGCAGAGUGCGGGGGACUCAAGGUCGGUGACCAGAUCUUGGAGGUUAACGGCCGCAGCUUCGUGAGCAUCCCGCACGACGAGGCCGUCAGGGUCCUGAAGUCGUCGCGCCACCUGAUGAUGACGGUGAAAGAUGUAGGCCGCCUGCCGCAUGCUAGGACGGUGGUAGGAGAGACCAAGUGGAUCGCCAGCUCGCAGAUCGGAGAGAGCUCCGCCAACAGCAGCGUGGCAGGCUUCUCUAUGGAACAGGGAGCCUCUGCAGCAGGAAAGUCUGGGUUUUAUAAAGGUGUGGCAGGCUCACAGGUGACCCUGUCCAGCUUGGUAAACCAGUCCCGGGCCAUGCUGGAGGAGCAAGCACGCCACCUGCUGACGGAGUCGGAGCGGCAGACUAUGGGCUACUACGUGGAGGAGUACCGGGACGGACACAUCGGCGUGGAGCAGCUGGUCAUGGCUCUGUUUGAGCUGCUCAACACCCACGCAAAGUUCUCCCUGUUGUCAGAAGUGCGAGGCCUGGUCACCCCACAGGACCUGGAGCGCUUUGAUGGGCUGGUGCUGCGACGUGAAAUUCAGGCACUGAAGGCGCGGCAGGGCACAGCUGGAGCCACGGCACUCCAACCGGACUCCAUGUCCAUGGUGUCGUACCCAGACACCUUGACCUCGUCUUCAGCCAGCUUCAUGACCAACACCACCCUCAGCUCUGCACGGGAAAGGCUACUCUGGCUGAUAGAUAUGAUGGAGAAUGACAGCGUGGUGGAGAGUAAUCAGGAAGAUCCUCCAGAGAGCCUCAACACGCUGCUGACCGACAUCUCUCUGGAUGAUGUACAGUCCACCACAGCUGAAUCCCCCCCCUCCUUCAAGCCUCCGCCCCCACCAGGGGGGCAGAGGCGUCCGAGUAGACAAGACCAGCUCAACAAAUGCCCCUCGUCCGAAUCCUCCCACUCAGGCCUGUACUUCACAGCCCCGACCUCCCACAACCACAGCAAAGACCCAGGACACGCCCCCACUUCACCCUCGCUACACCACAUACGAGAGCACCCCAGGGACCACUCUCGGGAAUACGCCGCCAUCCGGAAGAGAGAACCUUCAGCCCCUUCCAAGAAAGAACAAAUGACCCUCGCUCAGUUGUCCAUGGUCUCCAAGCACAUCAUUGGCCCUUUCCCCAGGGUACAGUCCCCCAACAGAGGCACCAAACCUGGGGUCCCGUCCCCCUCGCCUCCACCUCCGCCUCCACUCCCCGCUCCUCAUCCACCUCCAUCUCUGCCACUUAAGCUAGUGCCCAUGUCCAAAGCCUCCCCCGCCUCCUCUCCUGGCACUAAACAACAGUUUGUUACAGUGGAGGUUCACAGGCCCAACGCAGAGCCCGACGUCAACGAGGUGCGGCCCCUUCCCCAAGCUCGAGGUGGCGCCCUGUCUCAGCUGUCAGACAGCGGCCAGACCCUCAGUGAAGACAGCGGGGUGGACAUAGCUGAGUCAGGACACGUCAACAAAGACAACAGCUCCCUUUCCACACGCACACGCCACCCCCGUGACACCCAGGGGGGUGGGGGGGACAAACCGCCAGGGCUGUUGGAGCCCACAUCCACACUAGUGAGGGUGGCAAAGAGUGCCAGCACCCUGGGUAUUGCCAUCGAAGGUGGAGCCAAUACUCGACAGCCGCUGCCAAGAAUUGUCACAAUACAGAGGGGUGGUUCAGCUCAUAACUGCGGCCAGCUGAAGGUGGGUCAGGUGAUCCUGGAGGUAAACGGGAAUUCCUUGAAGGGCCGUGAGCACAAGGACGCUGCACGCCUCAUCGCCGAGGCCUUCAAGACCAAAGAGAGGGACUACGUGGACUUCCUGGUGACCGAUUUCAAUGUAGCGCUAUAG